AUGGUGGCGCCGAUCUCUAAAAGAGGCGCGAUUAGACAUUGCACGCCGGAUCGGUCAAGACUGCAGGAUCUUCUCUCGAAAAUGAAUCUGAAUCUCUUCAAAGGUAAGAACAAACAACAAUUGAUGGAUGAUAUGAUUGCCUUCUGCCGCGGCCGUAUCAAGGAUUCUCUACAAAAACCACAGGACGAUUCCAAAGAAGCGCUUGUUAGUGUUUGGAAAAUUCUUACCGAGGCUGCCCAGACCGUCGAAUCGAAUGAUCCAUUUCAUGACAAGCUGAUUUGUUUACUACUCUGGACCGGAGAGUUCGAUGUCCUUCGGAAAAGCCUUCAUCCAGAGGAGAUACACACCAGAUCUUCGUGGGAAUGCCAUCACUUGGUAAAAGUCAUGCAGAAUUCAUGGAAGGAAUUAAUCUUUCCAGCUCACGACACUAUAGAAAAGAAGUGUAGCCUUGCUACAUUUACGGCUAAGGCUUUGGCAAUGGGCACUCAUGACUGGCUUGGUAUAAGUGCACUUUGGUACCUGCGCGAGGCUCUCGAAAUGGCUGACAAGGCGACUAUUCAUCUGGCCCCUUCGACGAUUAUCUGGAUUCGCAUUGCCGGUGCUAAGCUACUCAGAUUUUCGGUUCUUGAAAAGAAGUGGGACAAUCAUGAUCUCGACAGGGAAGCUUUAGACAUCGUGCGGAUACAAACUCCCGGAAUAUUAGCCCAAAGGGCGGGAGUUACCCAGGACGGAUUUAGCUUGGAGCGAUGGUUUUUCUGGAAGGGGCGUUUCGAAAAUCUUGCACCGGACGAAGACGAAGAAUCUCGUGCGUGGGCGAAAGAUACAGUCGAUUAUAUGACUGAAUUCGAUAGUAUGUUGGACUAUAAUAUGAAAGGCGAGCCGAAAGCGGUAGACGAUUCGCAAGAUGCCGUGAGUGAGAAAGUUGAAAAUACAAAGCAGAAAAGACUGGAUCUUAGACUCCUUAGCAGGGGAGAUAAGGAAAAGAAUGGAGAACAAAGGGUUGAAGUUGACGAGAAUUUUAAAUGUCAGAAGUGA
Molecule: messenger RNA, 1035 nt
Organism: Sclerotinia borealis F-4128
Lineage: Eukaryota; Fungi; Ascomycota; Leotiomycetes; Helotiales; Sclerotiniaceae
Source: the annotation of a GenBank genome assembly